CUCAAUCUGUAUAGCUUAUCAAAUUCCUUCCAUCCCAAACUGUUUUGAGCCCCGACUGCCAUGCGACUUUUAUUUUGGUAUCUAUUGGCCUACAGUGGCUUGGAUACGGCCAAGAAAGUCAAUGCAGAGCGCACGGACUUGAGGAAGCUGGGCUUCAAAAAUUCCUACGAUAAGGUGGUUCGGGACCUGAUCAAGAACUGGGAGUCACCCAUUGAAUACCUGCAGGGACAUGGCUACAUAUCAGUCGGAUUCAAAGACACAUCGGUAAUCAAGCCCGGUCUGGAUGCCAUCAAGGAGCGCAUCGAGACCAAAAAACGUCAAAGAAAGAAAAUGAAACGCGAAAUGCGCAAUGCGAGGGGCCUUCUGCCCCGAGGGACGCAUGCGAUGAACCAGUUGGAUAUAAUGCUGGAGAAGAUAAAGCAAAAGGACGCCACCAGAAAGAACCGACUCGUUGAUAACAACAAACAGAGCAUGAUAUAUCCCGGUGUCGGUCUUCUGAUGGCCAUGGGGCAGACCGGACACAAGCAGGACGAACAGGAGCGACAGCUGUUGGAGAUGAAGCAACGAUUGGUCUCAAUGCCAGCCAGUCGGCUGAGGCAGGAUCAGGCAGCAGCAACAUCAAAGCCACCUGGCCACCGAUUUGACAAAAUGCUGCAACAGAUGAUGAAGCAGGCAAGUCCUCCAAUGCAACAGCCGGAACAAGCGAGUGCUGUCGACCAGGCCAAUACUGCCACACACAACGCGUUCGGGGCAAAUCCCAAUGCCGAAGAGGCGCCACAGCUGACACCAGCCCUCAAGAGUGGCAGUACGUAUGGAGCGGAAAGCAUUCCCAAUGUCCUCCCCGUUGAUACACUCGACCCGAACAGGGGCCAAACUGGUCGAUCGGAGGAUGAGAGAGCUGCAGGCACUCAAUUGACAUACGGCAAUCCUUCGAAGGACGUGGAGGCGCCAAGCUAUCUGAAUUGGGACAUUGAGAAGAAACACUUCAUCCAAUACUCGCCCGUCGUCAAGGAGGCCUAUGUGAACAAGCUGGUCAGAAUGUUCGUGGAGAAGGAGAAGCUCCGGGAGAAACAAAUCAAACUGCACACCGCACCUCCAUAGCAGAUGCCACACUUUACCCGCCCCCUCCGAGUCCCCGUAUGCACACACACAUAUUUGUUUUUGGUUUUCUCAAAAUUUCUUAAUUGCCUUUGCCUUUAAAAAGUUCUCUUGUGGGGCGUUCUCUGAGUCAUAAUCCAUUUAAUAAUGCCCAUGCCCAUAUUCACUCAAAUAUUCAUACGAAUCCAUGACGAUCCGCCAAUCCUACGUCAUAUCUAUGGCAUCAGCAAGAUGAGAUUAUCUUCGCGGUAUGUUUACUUCGCGAAGGCAAAGCGAAAAGCGAAAAAAAAAAUCACAGGAUAAGUGUGUUUACCGCGUAUACGUUUCGUAUACUUUCUGUUCGUUUUUGUUAGCUGUUUGUGGCAUCUUCCAGGUGGAUUCGAGUCAGUGACACACAUCCGGAAAAAGCAGCAGAAAAACGGGGGAACUUUGCUCACAAAAAAUAUAUUUUUAAAUCAAAUAAAGAUUCUUAAGACAAAUUUGGUUCAAU
Molecule: messenger RNA, 1588 nt
Organism: Drosophila obscura
Lineage: Eukaryota; Metazoa; Arthropoda; Insecta; Diptera; Drosophilidae
Exons: 2
Coding region: 61-1101 (346 amino acids)
Source: RefSeq, a predicted model, not a curated record